AUGCUGGGCUCGCGUGCCCCUGCCCCCGGGGCGUCGAGCGACGCGGCGAAUGGGGUAGAUCGCGAUGGUGACCUGCAUGAGUCGACGCCACCACCCCCUCUCUCGCUCGAGCCCGACGAGCCCCUGUCGUCUGCUGCAGAUGCUGUGGUUGCCCCCUCGAAUCCGUCGGGGAAUCGUGUCGAUCCGGCCUUUGCGCCAUCAAGCCCCCGCGAAGCCGCACGCGAGUCUCACCAGCCUCUCGCGCCCCGAUCGCCAAAUGGAGCCCCCAGGGAUCAGCUGCUCGCGCAGGCGUCUGCCUCGUGUGCUCGCGCUUUCGCAGUGAUCGGAGGCGAGAUGCAGGAGCCGCUCUCGACAGCUCGGAUGCGCCGACCGCCCGAUCCAGGGUCCCCCGUGUCGACUGCCGCUCUGCAGGAUGUCGUUUGCCGUCCGCACUGGAUUCGGCCGUGCCUUGCCCUCGCUUCGGGCUGGGCGAGUCGCCCGCUCGCUCUGCACGAUGAAUCACGACAUACAGUGCCGGCUGCGCGCGUCGUGCAAGCCUCGUCUGGCGCUCUUUCCAUCUUGGCAGGCGUCGGCUGCGCUGCAUGCAUCUCGCAACUGGACCCUGACUUUGCGCUCGCUCCCUCUGCACAAACACUCCUCCGCCGCUGCCUCUGGUCUAGCCAAGACGGCUUCAGUAUGGAAUCGCCUUCGGUUGCUCCGGGCACGGGCGGCGAGAUGGCUCAAGUCGACUUGGCUGCGGUUGUGCCUCCGCUCCCUCGUCGCAAAUCCAAGUUUGAAACGGGCGAAGCGAGCCCAGCAGCUGACAUCGCCGCCACUUCGGGCCAAAAUCUGCUUUGCUUGCGUGAGCCAGAUGCAACUACAGAUCGACAGCCGGCCUUCCUCCCCCUCCCGUGCGGCGCUGUCAGUGCGCGAAUCCAAGCCAAGAUCUACAGAGAUGCCCCGGUUGCCUCUGUCCGGCAGCCGUCCGCCAAAAGACCCUGGAUCGGCCAGCGCGGUAACCUAUGCGUAAUGGGGACACUGCCCGCUCAGCUUACCGAGACCCAGCUCGAAGAUCACGAGCUGCGUCUGCGCGCUACAGCGUCUGCUUGCUUGUGCAGCCAUGCAGCGAAGGCGGUAGCCGGACAUCCUCCUCUCGUCUGGCGCCUCGCUCCUCACUCCGCCGCCGCCCCGCCCCGCUGGAAUCCGCCCGCUCCUGCUGCUGCUAUUGUGCCGUCGUGUCGUCCGUCGUCCGUGGCUUGGAGCCAGGAAGAUCCGGCUCAGGGUCUAAUGCUGCGCACGGCCCCGUCCUUCUCGACCGACGCUCGUAUUCGCCAUCACGUCCACACCACUGCCGCCUCACACUCUUGGUCCUCAGUCCUCGGGCUCUCAUCCGUCCGUUGUCUGGUCUUGGGCGUCUGUGUCUCUCGCAUUCUACCCGACCUUGCUGCUCACCCUGUGCCCCUGUGCCUUCUCGCCGCUGCCCUUCCGCCUCCUGAUUCAUGUGCGGGCUGGUGUGCUGAACAACUAGUGCAGAACGUGCUCGUCCUCUGCUCGACUGCACCGCCUGCACCGUCAGCCUGA
Messenger RNA from Moesziomyces antarcticus, 1560 nucleotides. RefSeq lists its product as uncharacterized. Lineage: Eukaryota; Fungi; Basidiomycota; Ustilaginomycetes; Ustilaginales; Ustilaginaceae. Bases 1 to 1560 code for a protein of 519 amino acids. The transcript is spliced from 8 exons. The record is from RefSeq and is a predicted model, not a curated record.